AUAAUAAUUCUCAUGGCUAUGGAGUCCUAUCUUGAUGGUCCGUUGUGAUCUGGAUCUCCAAGAGACUGUCGUGGUGCCCAAUUCUGAAACUGGCUUCAUGAUGGAAAAUACAGAGAAAAGGAAUUGUCUUGGCCCAUAACACCUCCAUUUCAAAGGUCCCAAAGAUAUCGAGGCAGAAAUAAAAUUGUCCCUAUGCUAAGGGAGCUAUCAGAACUGUUGCUCAGAAGCAAAGAGGACCCAGCUGAGUUGUUUCUUCUCUUCCCCAUCAUUCUCUUGGAGGGAAACCAAAGCCUAAAGCAUCUUGGUAAUCUAUUUUGUUGGUUCCAGUUUGGGCUGUGAUCAAAAGUUGGUGGUUAAACAAUGGAGAAACCCGGUUCCUGGAAAAAUGGACACAGUGGAAGCGUAUGCAAAGGUCAUCUGGAUGUCAGCAUGGCAGCCUCAAACCUGGAGAACCAGUUGCACAGUGCCCAGAAGAACCUGUUGUUCCUUCAACGGGAACACGCCAACACCCUGAAGGGCCUGCACGCUGAGAUAAGACGACUGCAGCAACACUGCACAGAUUUAACAUAUGAGCUGACACUGAAGAGUUCGGAACAGGCAGGAGAUGGAACUUCCCGAAGCAACGAACUGAAGCGAAAAUGCGAAGACCUGGAGGCCGAGCUCAAGGCGAAGGAGGCGGAGAAGCAAGAGCUGCUCCAGGAGCUGGAGCAGAAGAAUGCGCUCAUCGCCGUGCUGGAGACCACGGUGAAGGAGCGGGAGAAGAAGUACCUGGAGGAGCUGAAGCUCAAGAGCCACAAGCUGAGCGUGCUGUCAGGCGAGCUGGAGCAGCGCGCCGGCACCAUCGCCUACCUCACGUCGCAGCUGCACGCCACCAAGAAGAAGCUGCUCCUGAGCCCCGCCGACGCCGCCAGCGCGCCCACCUCCGGCUCGGCCGCAGGCGCCUCGGCCGCCGCCGCCGCGGCCGGCUAUAAGCCGGCGCCCCCCAAAGAGAAGCUCCCCGAGACCCCGCGGCGCCGGAUGAAGAAGAGCCUGUCGGCCCCGCUGAACCCCGACUUCGAGGAGGUCUACCGGCUGGGCUCGGACCGGAAGCUGCUCUUCCGCGAGCCCGUGGACGCCAUGCCGGACCCCACUCCGUUCCUGCUGGCCAGGGAGGCCGCCGAGGUGCACCUCAUCAAGGAGAGGCCGCUCGUCAUCCCUCCCAUCGCCUCGGAGCGCACGUCGGGGGACCCGCACAGCCCCGCCCGGGACAAGGCGCACAAGGCGCACGUGGGCGUGGCCCACCGCAUCCAUCACGUGCCCCAGCCGCAAGCGCAGCCCGAGGUGGAGACGCUGGCGGUGGACCAGGUCAACGGAAGCAAAGUCGUUCGGAAGCACUCAGGGACCGAUAGAACUGUGUAGGCCGCGGCCGAGGAGGCUCUUUCCGCACUGUGAUCACUACUAGCAAACGAACCCGCCCGUCCACCACUUUUUUUAAGUCCCAUGCAUGCCAAAUUUUUUCAGAUCUGUCAGAGUAUCCUCCUCCUCCUCCCCGCCCCCACCCCCGCCCCUACCCCCACCCCCAAUCCGAAACACCACCGCCUUCCUAAUGCAGGAUCUGUAUCUACCGAAUGCUGUGGCCAAACCCUGCGUAUCCAUCCGCUGCUUGCUUCUACCCUGCCCCAUCUAGCCGUGGGAGUGAGUGUGCACGUGGACAAAAGCCCAGGCCGCAGCCUGCAUUCUUCCUGACUAGUAAUGAACCCAGAUAGCGACACACCUAAGGAUAACGUUGGAACACCUCGUAGAAACUGACUUCCGCUAUCCCUCUGGAGCCGUCCGUGGCUCCCGUACGUAUGUAGCACUUCAGACAUACCCCUGGAGACGAGUGUAAUUUCAUGACAAUCCGCUCACGGGCAGCAUUGACAACAAUGCACAUCUAUGUAUAUGUCAAAAGGAACUAAAGAUUGGCAUUACUCUUCAUGUCACCUUGACCCUAAUGUGUGUUCAUAUUUUUUGUUAUAUUUUAUUCCAAAUUUUGGAGAUCCCAACAAACUUUAUUUUCUAAACCUGC
Molecule: messenger RNA, 2047 nt
Organism: Monodelphis domestica (gray short-tailed opossum)
Lineage: Eukaryota; Metazoa; Chordata; Mammalia; Didelphimorphia; Didelphidae
Gene: CCDC92
Product: coiled-coil domain containing 92
Cellular component (GO): centriole
Source: RefSeq, a predicted model, not a curated record